AUGUCUGACUUGCAACAUACCAAAAAAACUUUCACCCUCAACACGGGCGACAAGAUCCCAGCUGUCGGUCUGGGAACUUGGCAAUCCAAGCCCAAUGAGGUCCGCGAAGCAGUAAAAGCCGCUUUGCUCGCUGGCUACCGUCACAUCGACACCGCUCUCGCUUAUUCCAACGAAAAGGAAGUCGGAGACGGAAUCAAAGACUCGGGUGUCCCUCGCGAACAGAUUUGGAUCACCACCAAGCUUGACAACACAUGGCACCACCGUGUUCAGGACGGCAUCAACUCGUCUCUGGCCUCGCUGGGUGUUGACUAUGUCGACCUCUACCUCGUGCACUGGCCCUCAUCGACAGACCCGAACGACAAGAAGAAACACUUGCCGGAUUGGGAUUUUAUCAAGACAUGGGAAGAGGUUCAGAAGCUGCCUGCCACUGGCAAGGUGCGCAACAUUGGAGUGUCCAACUUCGGCAUCAAGAACCUGGAAAUCCUCCUGAACGCUCCUACCACCAAGAUCGUUCCUGCUGUCAACCAGAUUGAGUUGCAUCCCAACAACCCAUCGCCCAAGCUGGUUGCGUACAACACAUCCAAGGGUAUUCACAGCACUGGAUACUCCUGCCUGGGCUCAACAAACUCCCCUCUGUACAAGGACCCAACGCUCCUGCAGAUUGCCGAGAAGAAGGGCAAGACUCCCCAACAGGUCUUGCUCGUCUGGGGUCUGCAGAAGGGAUGGAGUGUCAUUCCAAAGUCAGUCAGCAAGGAGCGUAUUGAGAAGAACUACCAGCUCGACGGCUGGGACCUUACGCCCGAGGAACUCGAGCAAUUGAGCAACCUGAAGGACCGCUUCAAGGUGUGCGGUGACGACUGGUUGCCGGUCAAGGUGUUCUUUGGCGACGAUGAUUUUGCGAGAUUCAUCGACGUAGUCAUGCCGCCGUCAAGCGGGCACUUGCUGCUCCCCAAACUCUGGAGAGCCGCGAGGUUCGCCUACGAGAAGACGGCCAGGGCUAUAAAAGCCAAGUUUCCAGACCCUUCUCAACAACUUCCUGCACGCCUUCAACCAGCAUAUGCACACAUCUCUUCUCGCCAGCCUAUCAAUCGAGCCGCGGCAAUCCGACAGGCCCGAAGCCGCCAGUUCUCUACACGAGCAGGCGGCUACAUCGGAUCGUUCGUGCGACAAGCCCCUCGCCUUUCGAAGGAUACCUCUCGUAUUGGCCAAAUCGUCGGCCGCCUUACCACUCGCUCGCCGUUCACUUCGACGCUCCGCCCUAACUUGACUGGCGGCACUCUCGGCCGUACCGCGGGUGGCUAUACCGUUGGAGCAGGACGACUUGGUGGCGCAAGAUACUUUUCUCACGGGCCAGCUGCUCCUGCGCAGGUCAUCAGUAAUGUCUCCGUCGCCAUGCGUGGCUUCUGGCUGUCAGGCCAGAAAGCUCGAUUCGACGGAAUCGACCCCCAUACCGGCGAGAAGCGCUUCAAAACCGUGACUGUUCUUCAAGACAAGGCACAGCGCCGAAUGUCAGAGGCUCCACGUAACUCCCUGGGCUCCUAUAUUGAUUUCCAGCUGUCUCCCACAAUCACUGCGUUAGGCAAUGGCAAGACUGAGGGUAUAAACUCCGACGGCCUCAUGGAAAUGCUGUCCGUCGAUUUCGCACGUGCCCUUAAGGAUUUUGCCGCUGUUCUGAACGACCUCAAACGCCUUGGAACGCUAGGUGAUCUCGCCGUGUCGCUGGAAAACAAAUCUACUCUUCGUGUACGCUUUCCCGGCUGCGAUGCUGAACAAGUAGAGCGGCUGUGCGACGAAGUCGGUGUUGAGCGAGGGCGCAUCUUCCAGGAUGAAGACUUUGAAGAUCAGAAUGGUACAGAGCUCGCUCUGCUGUUCCCAUUUGCCCCUAGCGUGGCUCCUUCGCCAGAAUAUGAGCUCUUUACGAUCCACGAGAACCCUAAACAUCCUACUCAAGAUGAUUUGGAUUGGCGACUCAUGAUGUCAGGUCAAGGCUCGCCAAAGGACUCCAACAACACGAAUCAUAUCAGUUUUGAAGACAUUGGGAUUUUUGAGAGCAAUCCGUGGAUUUCGUCCUCAUCGGGAUAUUCUAGCGUUGGGAUUAGCGAGCUUGGAGAUCGCGCAUACUUUGCCGAAGUCUCUGAACCCAGUAUUGGGAACCGCAAUUCUUCGGAUUAUGAAGGAGUCCAGGGAAUCUACAAGUUCUUGGAACAGUGCGACAACGCUGCAAACUACUCUCGUUUUUGA
Talaromyces rugulosus is the source of this 2241-nucleotide messenger RNA. RefSeq lists its product as uncharacterized. Lineage: Eukaryota; Fungi; Ascomycota; Eurotiomycetes; Eurotiales; Trichocomaceae. Gene Ontology annotation, biological process: proteasome assembly. Gene Ontology annotation, molecular function: proteasome binding; oxidoreductase activity. The record is from RefSeq and is a predicted model, not a curated record. The coding region runs from base 1 to 2241 and encodes 746 amino acids. The transcript is spliced from 6 exons.